Stylonychia lemnae is the source of this 300-nucleotide messenger RNA. NCBI's taxonomy places the organism in Eukaryota, Ciliophora, Spirotrichea, Sporadotrichida, Oxytrichidae. The record is from the annotation of a GenBank genome assembly.
AUGGAUUGUUUCGACAGAAAGGACCAGCUAAUUCCUCACACUAAAAUUGAGAAAAUAAUGAUAAACAACAUUCGCAUAGAUAAGUAUGACAGUGAACCAAGAAUUGAUGCUCAAGCACUUGAAGUGAUGCAAGAAAUUCUAACAGAGUUUAUUUGCUUUGUGACAGCUGAUAUGGCAGAGGAGGUGUAGAAGGAAAGAAGAGUUGCUUUGAAAGGCUAAGACUUAAUAGAAUCCUUAAACAGACUUGGGUUUGGUCAUUAUACUGGUGUAUUGGAUGCUCUACUUCCAAGAGUUAUGUGA